Molecule: messenger RNA, 9498 nt
Organism: Thrips palmi
Lineage: Eukaryota; Metazoa; Arthropoda; Insecta; Thysanoptera; Thripidae
Gene: Myo81F
Product: unconventional myosin heavy chain 6
Exons: 36
Coding region: 240-7214 (2324 amino acids)
Biological process (GO): signal transduction
Cellular component (GO): myosin complex; cytoskeleton
Molecular function (GO): protein binding; cytoskeletal motor activity; ATP binding
Source: RefSeq, a predicted model, not a curated record
GGUACCGCAGGGUGCGCAGGGUCCGCAGGGCACCCAGGGGGCGUCGGCCCGGGACAGCCUGCGGGGCAGCCUGCUGGACAAGGCCGGCGCGAGCCUCUUGGUCGUUCCCCAGCGCGCGCCGCGUGUCGCGCGACUCACUGUCGGAGUGCUGUGUUGACGACAGGGGCUCCCUGUCGCCGAUCGCGUUCAGUCGGAUACCUUGGACUUUUGCAAACGGAAGGAUAACAUUUAUUUGAGCCAUGACAUCCAACGGAUUCCACGCGAUGGGAUGCCAUCCCGACGCCGGCGUGCCGGACAUGACCGUCAUCUCGGACAUCGACGAGAACGGCAUCAACCGAAACCUGCAAGUCCGCUACCAGCGGGACCAGAUAUACACCUACACCGGCUCGAUCCUGGUGGCCGUCAACCCCUACAAGGAAGUGGAGAUCUACUCGCCGGAGUUCGUGUUCAACUACCACGGCCAGAAGCUGGGCCUUCUCGAGCCGCACGUGUUCGCCCUGGCCGAGGCGGCCUAUGCCUCCCUGCAGGCCGCCAACGAGAACCAGUCCUGCGUCAUCUCGGGCGAGUCCGGCGCCGGCAAGACGGAGACCACCAAGUUCAUCCUGCAGUACCUGUGCUCCGUCACCAGCAACGUGUCCACCUGGGUGGAGCAGCAGAUCCUGGAGGCCAACACCAUCCUCGAGGCUUUCGGCAAUGCUAAAACUGUCCGCAAUGAUAACUCGUCGAGGUUUGGGAAAUUUAUGCAAGUUUGUUUUGAUAACCGGUGGAUGAUAAAAGGAUGUAUCAUUCAGGACUACCUGCUCGAACAAAGUCGAAUAACAUUUCAGAGUCCUCAAGAACGCAACUAUCAUGUCUUCUAUCAACUAGUGGGUGGUGCUAAGAACAACAAAGAGCUUGCUGACCAAUAUCAUUUAAGAUCAGCAGACUUUUACAAAUAUUUAAAUCAAUCUGGCUGUACUACUAUUGAAGGUGUUUGUGAUGCAAAGAAAUUUGACGCACUUCGCCUUGCAUUCAAUGUUGUACACAUUCCAUCCAGUAUGGUGGAUGGCAUUUUUGGUGUUUUGUCUGCUAUUUUAUGGCUUGGAAAUACAGUUUUUGAGGAUGUGGAUGGUGAACGUUGUGAGCUGGCUGCAUCAGACAAAGAAGUUGUAAAUAAAGUUGCUCAGUUAUUAGGUCUUGAAGAGAAUGAAAUUGCUCAAGUCUUGCUCAAAAGACAAAUUAAUGUCCGUGGUAAUAUUACUGAAAUUCCAUUAAAACUUCAAGAGGCGGAUGAAAACAGACAUGCUAUGGCCAAGGCUCUCUACUCAAGGACAUUUGCAUGGCUUGUGAACCACAUUAAUACGUGCACCAAUCCAGGAAAAGAUGCUCAAAGAUUUCUUGGUGUUUUAGAUAUUUUUGGUUUUGAGAACUUUGCUGUAAACUCUUUUGAGCAACUCUGCAUCAACUACACCAAUGAGAAACUCCACAAAUUUUUCAACCAUUAUGUGUUUGCAUUAGAGCAGGAAAUUUAUCGACAAGAAGAAAUUCAGUUUUCUCACAUAACAUUUACGGAUAACACAUCCUGUUUAGAACUUGUGGAACGACCUCCCAGGUGCAUUUUGAAAUUGCUCACAGAACAGUGCCACAUGCCAAAGGGCUCAGAUCUUGCAUAUCUAAACAAUCUCCACUCUGAAUUUGAUAGUCAUCCACAGUAUGUCAAAGGAGAAGACAAGAGAAACUGGGAGAAAGAAUUUGGAAUCGUCCACUAUGCUGGGGCUGUGACGUAUAAUGUUACUGGAUUUGUAGACAAAAACCGAGAUGUGCAGCAGGACGUAUUCUUUGACUUUCUUUCACGGUCCAAAGUUGACUUUGUCCAAGAACUCACAGCUUUCCAGGAUCUGCUCAGCUGCACAACAGCUAGAAUGGGUAAUGUCAAUGGAGGCACCCAACAAACAAUGGCUAGAGGCACUAGCAAGGGAAAACCAACAGUCAGUGAUACUUUCCGCCACCAACUACAGGCACUUGUAGAUGUACUUCAAGCCACCAACCCAUGGUAUGUCCGCUGCAUCAAACCCAAUAUGCACAAGGCUUCCAACAAUUACAAUGAAGCUCUUGUUCUUGAUCAACUGAAGUACCUUGGUAUGCUGGACAUUAUUCGCAUUCGUAAGGAGGGCUUUCCUAUUCAUUUCACCUUUGAAGAUUUCAUGGGUCGCUAUGGUUGCUUGUCCAGAAAUCGCAAAAAGCAGCCAAAUAUUAAAGACGCAGUGAGGGCCCUGAUCAAACAAUUUGAAAUCCCUGCAAAGGAGUGGCAGAUUGGAAAGACUAAGGUGUUUUUGAGGGGGUGUGCUCAUGAGCCAUUGGAAGAUGCACGCAUGGUACUCACAAACAAAUGUGCUCUCAUCAUUCAAAGAGUAUGGAAAGGUCAUCGCAUUAGAAAAGAGUUUGUCAAAAAGCGCAAUGCAACCAUGAUGCUUCAGCAUGCAUACAGAGGAUGGAAGCAAAGACUAUCAUUCUUACAAAUGCGUCGUGCUGUGAUUGUUAUCCAGUCUCAUCUUCGUGGUGUCUUUGCUAGAGAAGUGGCAGCUGCUUUACGUGAAAUGCGUCGGGUUGAAGAAGAAAUGCGCAAGCGAGAAAAACUAGAAGAAGAACGGCGACAGAGGGAGUUGGAGCGUGCUGCUCGAGAGCAAGAACAAGCACGGUCUGAAAAAGAGUUGCAACAAGAACUUGAAGACUGUGAGAGCCAAUACAACGGCUUGAGUGGAAUGGAGGCUGGGGCUGCUCAACAAGAAAUAGCAGCGUUAUCAGAAAUUGCAGGACAACUCAAUUCAAAAUUAGCAGCAAGUGUCUCAGAACAAUCAGGGGAGUCUGUUGACCUAGAUAAUUUAUUUGCAUUCUUAUCAGAUGUGCAAACUGGUCAGAAUGUCAACAGAAACCACAUCAUUGAUCAAAUUGGUGAACAAAUGGAUGAGUUGGUUGGAGAUUUAGAUGUGGAGCUUGAAACAGUAAUCCAGCAAGAAUUGGAAGGCCUUACUGGACAGCCCCAGCCGCCGUGUAGCCUGGACUUGCCUCACCAGAUGCGAGGCUGCUCUGCUCCCAAGUGCUCCAAACCCACCUUGCCCGAGCCAACUGAACCUCCGCCACCUCCACCGGCCUUCGCCAACCAGGGGGCGCCCCCUCCUCAGCCACCCCCAGUCUCGCCCCCAGAGCCACCCUCGCCGUCAGUUCAGAACACGCCACUGACGCCGCCCACCACGUUCCAGACGGCGCCCGCGCCAGCCACCAACGCCAAGAACGAGCCCAUCUACGAGAGUGUGCUGCCGCGGAACGACGGCUGCGUGUCGCCGCCGCCCCUGCCGGCACCGCCUCACAAGCUGCGGCCCAAGAGCCCCUGCGUGGAGCGGCUGCACACCCAGACGCGCAGCCGGGGCUCCAGCCCCAACCCCAUCCACAGCACCAUCCCCAACCCGAUCCACAACGGGCACUCCCCCAUCGUGCAUCCCGCUGGCGUCCCAGUCCCAGGCCUCGGCCACCACACCCUCAGCCACGGCCCGAGGUCCGACUCUCCCUUGACGCACCCUGGAACGGGAUCCGCCUCUCCCAGGCACAGUCGUCCCAGCUCUCGCUCCAGCGUCCCCACUAAUGGUCAAUGGAAUGGCGCUCAUGAAGAUCCAGAGCGAGACCAAAGGCGGAGGUUCCGAGUUGAGCGCAAACUACAGGAGCUGGAAGAAACCACACAAGUGGCUCAAAUCCGCUCUGCUCUGGAUGAUCCAUACCACGACAUUGUUGAGUUUGCUCAGAGCUACUUUAACCCACAUGAGCGUUCACCUGAAGGGACUAUUAUUGCCACUUUAACUCGGAAGCGCAAGUCAAUGGAAAUAAUGCCAAAAUAUGAAAUGGUGACAUACUACAAGGGCAACAGCAUACCCACUUCACAUAUUCAUCUCUAUGAUCCAGAGAAUGUGAAUGUGGCCUGCUCGAUUUUCAGGGAUCUUUGCCGCUACAUUAGGGGAGAACUGAAACCUGAAGCAGAAAUCAGCUCUAUUCAAGCAAUUAUUGGAUAUGGCAUUGAAAGGGAAGAGUUGCGUGAUGAAGUAUUUGUGCAGUGCAUUCGCCAGGCAACCAACAAUCCCAAUCCUGAGUGGAUAGAGCGUGUGUGGCUUCUUUUGUGUCUGGCCAUUGUCGCUUUCCAGCCCAGCAAGCUGCUGUUCAAAUAUUUCGUCUGUUUCCUUAAGAAGAACUUACAAUUAGAUGGUAAAAUGAAACAAUAUGUUCAGUGGUGUCUGGAUAACUGUAAUAAUAGCAAAGUGUCAUGUCGUCAACAUCCACCUUCAACUGUGGAAAUUGCUGCUAUGCGGCGCCUGGGAACUAUUGUAUGCCGAUUUUUCUUUUUGGAUGGUCGCACCAAAGCUAUUGACAUACACCCAACUGACACUGCAAGUGAUGCCUCUGCAAAACUGGCUGACAAACUAGGUCUCCGCUCUCUUGAGGGCUGGGCCAUUUAUCAGAGCAGACCAGAUGGUGAAGAGCAUGUGCGUGCCCAUCACUAUCUUUAUGAUGUGAUAGCUGCGUGGGAAAUGAAACAAGCAAAACAGGGACAAUCAUCAUCCUCUUUCCCAACACUGAGCAGGAGAGGUGAACGAUCAACUCUUGGCAGCGGUGAGAAUCGCUUCAUUUUCAAAAGACGUCUAUUCAAGGCCAACCAUCUACGUGAACUAUCACAAGAUCCGGUGGAAAUUAAUAUGUUGUAUGCACAGGCUGUUUAUCACGUUGUUAAGUGUGAUGAUUUUCCUGUUAGUGAGAAAGUUGCCUUGCAACUGGCUGGCCUACAGUCACAAGUCAUGCUGGGUGAUCCCAAAGACAACAAUAGACUUGAUUACUACAAUGAUGUAGAUAGCUUUCUUCCAUAUCGUGUUAGCAGAAGUCGGGGAGAGGAUGUAUGGGUACCUAUCAUAGCGCAUGCUCACCGUCAGUAUGGAGCAGGACGCUCUGAGAUAGCUUCUAAGGUGCUGUACUUGUCAUGUGUCAUGCAGUAUCCAUUGUAUGGGACAACAAUGUUCCCUGUCACAUACAGAGGAUAUUGGUCUUAUGGUAACAGCCUCAUUUUGGGUGUUCAUUGCAAUGGUCUGAUGUUGAUAAAGCCCGAUGAUAAGUUUGUAAUAUAUGAAUACCGUUAUGAAGAUGUCGAAUCUUUGUUCCUGGAUCCAAGUGAUUCAUUCAUUACAAUCAAUGUAAUGCGUCAGCAUCCAGGGCAAGGACUUCACCAGAACCAGCAGGGCCAACCAGAGAAUACUCAUAAGUGCUUUGUGUUUGAGACACCUCAGAAAAAUGAAAUAGGAUCACUUAUAGUUAGUUACUGCCCUCAACUAGCUGGCUGGAUCACUGAAAGUGAAGCACCUGCUACAAAGAAGGUGAAAGGUAUAACCAAUGAAGACAGAGUUAGGCUUUACCACAAUCUUGUAAACUGCAGAAGAGUUUUAAUUGAUGGGGAAUUACUGCGUAAACCACAAGACACAGGGGCCAGCUUCCUCAGGAACACUCUUCGAAGAUUGAGCAAACACCGACUUGAGAAGUUAAGACUGGACAAUGGCGGUUCAGGUGACAGUGGAGAAACUUACAAAGGUUUUCCUUACACCUACUGGGCUUUUAGUCGCCAGCCUAUUGGUCAGAGCCUGAGCAAACUUCCAGAAGGAGAAGAGACCCUUGGUUUGCAAGUCUUUAACACAAUCUUAACUUAUGCUGGUCUAGGGCAAGAUGGUGAUAGUGUGCGCAGAGCUGAAGAUGAACACAUUAAUCUUAUUAAGUCCAUUAUGGAGCGCUGCAUGAGAUCUGAGCAUCUUCUUGCAGAAUUGUACUUGCAACUGAUCAAGCAAACAACUGAACAUCCUGAUCCAAAUUCUAGAGUAAAUUUAAGACAUUGGGCUUUACUUUCCCUUGCCUGUUCCGUCAUUUUACCUCCUCAAAAACCAUUGCGACGGUAUCUCAUUGCUCAUCUCAAGAGAUGUGCCUCUGACUUUAUCACUGAAGAGGGCAAAUUUGCUCGUUUUGCAGAGAAGUGUUUGUACAAGACCCAAGGAACGAGGAGAAGACAGUGGCCUCCAUCAAGAGAGGAAAUUAUGUGCACCAUCAACCGCCGACCGAUCUAUGCUCGUUUCCAUUUCAUGGAUGGUCAAUACCACGCUGUUGAGUUCCAUCCAUCUGCUACAGCAAAGGAUGUUAUGGAAAUAGUUAAAACGAAAAUUGGCCUCAGGGAAAAAGCAAUGGGCUAUGCCAUUUAUGAGGUUCUGGGAAGCUCUGAAAGAAGCCUAAUGCCUGAUGAAAAGGUUGCUGAUGUUAUGUCAAAGUGGGAAAGGUAUCGAGCAACCCUUGCUGCAGAAAACUCGGGACAAUCAAAUACCGGUGCCUCAAGUGGUACCCUUAAUCGAAGAGGCCAGCAAGUCCAACAGUCUGCUCCUCAACCUCUAUUUCUUUUCAAGAAACAUUUGUUCCUUGAUGAAUACAUGGACUUAGAUGACCCUGUUGAGAAAGAACUGCUCUAUCAUCAAGUCCUGCAUGGACUGCGAUGUGACCGGUAUCCAAUUACAGAAAUGGAGGCUGUAAUGUUGACUGCGCUGCAAUCUCAGCUUGAAUUGAGUGACUGGGAAGAAAGUCUUCUGGAUUAUCGCUCCAUAGCUAGCCACUGUCUUGCUCCACGGUUAGUACCUGGAGUACCAUCUGAGGCAGUCGUUAUGCACCACCAGUCACUGUCUGGAAUGACUCCUCCUGAGGCUAAGCAAGCGUUCUUGAAUCUCAUUCAAAGCUGGCCUCUCCACAGAGCAACUAUUUUUGAUGUUAUGCAAUCAUUUACUUCCAACUGGCCACGAGUACUGUGGUUGGCAGUAGAUCAGGCUGGCCUUCAUCUUCUUGAGCACCGAUCAAGAAAUGCUCUCUGCUCAUAUGAGUAUGAAAGCAUCAUCAGCUACUCCCCAGCUGUCAACUGCCUCAUGAUCAUUACUGGAAGUGAUCGUAAACAGAGUAAAGUUAUUCUCACCACAUCUCAGGCAUUCCAAAUAGCUAAUUUAAUUCGAGAGUACUGCGAGGUGUUGGCUGGUCCACAGCAAGAUGUGAAGCGUCAACAUCAACAAGUUCAUCAACAAACUCUAAACAGAAAACGAUCCACCAAUGCUCAGAAUGGAAGUAGUCGGCCAGCCAGCAUACUGCACAAAAAUGCAGCAAUUAUUGAACCACAGCCGAGCUAAUCCAUGAGAAGUGUAAUUUUCUGUUAGUAGCAUGAAGUUACCAAAGCAUUGGCUGCUCUGUUCCAGGUAACAUUAUGCUUUCAAAAAAAUAUCUGAAAGUAAAUUAAUUUUAAUGGUGCUUUAGUUACUCUAAUUUCCAGACAAAAUAUGUCAAGCAAAAUGCUCAGAUACAAAAUCUUUGCAUGCCAAAGGUUAUGAUCUCUAAUUUCAAAGAAAUGUCUCUCUUUUUUUAAAAAAACUAUGUAUUAGUCAUACAGCAUUAAGUUGAUUAUGAUAUUGCUUGCCAUAGCCAUUUUAUGUACUAGUAUUUACAAUAUUAUCACAAAAGUUAUCCACUUCUAAGUCAUUAUUUAGGUGUAGCUUCAAUUUUUUUAAACGAAUUAAAGAAAUAGCAAUUACCAUAUUACUGUCUUGAAUAUCACACUCAUGGCGCUUCUGCCAUGAGGAAUGUGGAGUGAAAUACAAGACAGGAUUCAGAGCUGAACUGGUGCAUCUGUACAUAAUUGUAUGCAGAAUAAGGCUUGUAAAGAAUCUGUACAAUGUAUUUAUAUGAUGUAUUAUAUGUGAUGUACAUUAAAAGAAUGUAAAUAAGAGGUGAAAUAUGAUACUGUACCUAAGCAUCCUCAUUGUUUCUCUUAAUGAUUUUUGUUUCUUUUUGUGAAGUGUUGGAUUCAAUUGUUAAGAUGUUUUUAUUUGUUGAAGGAACAUUGUGGUCUUCUUGUGACCCUGCUGCCAAAUUAAUGCUGUUUAUGUUCAACUGUUUGCAUUUUUUUAAUUGAACUGAUCCGAAACCCAAUUUAGACAAUAUUGUAAUUAUUAUCAAUGCAUUGUUUGUUGUGUGCAUUUGACUGAAGUUCAGCAUUGUAACUUAAAACUGCCAAAGAAUCAAAAGACAUGCAUUUUUCAAUGUAUUUCUUUCUCAGUAGGUAAUAUUUCGUCAAAGCGAUCUGCAACAAUGAAUUUGAAGUUUGCUGUUCAGAUCUUUUAGUCUAAUUAUUUGAAACUGACAGAUCUUCCAGUGACACGGUUCAGGUCCAAGUACAUUUUGCUCAUACCUUCAGGACUUUUUUCCUUAAUUUAUAAAUCCAAUGUAAUAUAAAUGAUUAAGAGUGUUUAGCACUAUUCCCCUGUGUUACCUUUGGACCAUAAUCUUCCUUCUGUAUGUGUACUGUGUGCCUGAAGCAGUGUUGGUGAACCGUACCUGCUAUGGAUUAAAGUAGCUUAUUUCAACUUUCCAUCUAGUUUGUCAAGCAAUGGACGUGUUGUAUAUCUUUAUCAUCUUUUUCAUGUACAAUGUUAAAAAGGAAUGUAAUUCUUCUCGUUAUACAACACUAAGUGUUGGUUCAUGUUAUUGAAUGUUUUGCAUUGAUGCUGAGUAUCUUUAUCAGAAGGUAUGCUGUGGCUUCUGGCACAUAACCAGCAAUCCACCAGUUCAGUGUAAUCCAUUGCAUUGACUAAUUUUUUCUAAGGGUUUUAAGACGACCCUAUCUAGCCAGAGCCUGUGAUAGUAAUUGUACGAUAGUCAAGGAAAAGAUGAUAAAGAGUGAUAAUAGUAUUGAUGUAAAUAUUAAGGGUGAAUGUUUUAAUCUAUUGAAAUUUCAGCUACUUUUACUUAUUGACGCGUCUUUUUAAGUGAAGUGGUAUAUUAGAUAUUGUACCAUGAAUACAUUUAAUGAAGGAAAAUCAAAAUUAACUGUCUUUGUUAUAUCUUUACCAAACUCACGUUGCUUUCACCAAAAGAUUUCAUUUUGAAUGCUCCUCAGGGUAUAAAUUAAUUUCUGCUCGUUAUUUAUGGAAGGUUGUCUAAAGUGUUCAACCCAUCAGCAUUGGAAUUUUCUAUCAGCAAAACUAAGCUUUUAUCAUAAGGCUCCCAGCUCAACCUUCCCAACAAAUUCUCUCAACUUCAUCUUAAUAAAUUCAAUAUUACACUAACUUACCAUUCUAGUGAAUACAUUUUGGGUUACCAAUUUCUGUAGCAUGUUCCUACUAUAUCAGAUAUCAUUAUUAGAUAUAUAUUGGGAAAGGCAUAUAAAGAGUGAGAGUACAAACUGUUCAGAGAAUAUUUGAAGGAUAAGAAAUAACUGCUUUUUAAGGUAGAAAACGAGCUGUCAGUUUCAGCUGACUUUCCAUUUAUACAUGUAUCUUUCUUUUAAAGUUUCUUUAUGAAGUACAAUAAAAGACAAACUUGUAUUUCUGAGAAGGUGUUUAUUUUACCAUCUGCACUGGUUUGGUAUUGAUGAGCUUUUGUUAAUACAAUGCGUUAAAUAAACAAAUUCCAGCCCUU